This is a messenger RNA of Beta vulgaris subsp. vulgaris (sugar beet), 877 nucleotides long. RefSeq lists its product as uncharacterized. Lineage: Eukaryota; Viridiplantae; Streptophyta; Magnoliopsida; Caryophyllales; Amaranthaceae. Gene Ontology annotation, molecular function: ATP hydrolysis activity. The record is from RefSeq and is a predicted model, not a curated record. Bases 82 to 660 code for a protein of 192 amino acids. The transcript has 6 exons.
UUUUUCUUACCAAGGUCCCCCGGUGGAGGGGAAAAAAAAAAUUUAGCAAAAUCCAAUGAAACACUGCUUGGUUAUAUUCUAAUGGCAACGCCUGGCAAAUGCGUUCUAGUUUCAGGCUCCCCAGGUGUGGGAAAAACAACCCUGAUUAUUAGAGUUUUAGAAAAUCUCAGAGCUUCAAAUCCCAACUUGAAAGUCCAAGGAUUUUACACUCGUGAGAUCAGGCAAGGAAAUGAGAGGGUUGGUUUUGAGGUGAUAACUGUAAAUGAUCAAAGAUGUACUCUUGCUUCUAUUAACAGUCCCAGCCCUGAAUCAUCACGAUGGCCUACUGUUGGAAGAUACCGGGUGGAUGUCGCUUCUUUUGAAUCUGUAGCUUUGCCUGAAUUACAGAUUAAAGAAGAUACAGACUUGUUUGUUAUUGAUGAAGUUGGCAAGAUGGAGUUGUACAGUUCAUCAUUCCUCCCUGCAGUCUUGAGACUCUUGAACUCUAAUAUCCCUCUAUUGGCUACUAUUCCAAUUGCAAGAUAUGGUCGAGAUAUACCGGGAGUUGCAACGCUGAGGAAUCAUCCUGGGGCAACUAUUUACACACUCAACCCAAGUAACAGAGAUGAAUAUAGGGAAAGGGUUCACUCUCACAUGAUUGAUCUUCUCACCAAAAAAUAAGAGCAGAUGGAAUAUUGGGAUCGCGUAAUUCCAGAUCUGGUUAGUUACCUGUUUAAGGUUCCAGUGUCCAAUUACUUAGUGAACUUAUUUUCUUAUUUGCAGUUGUUUUAGCUUAGAUGUUUUCUAGUGAUCAGAUUGGUAAACAUUCGCCUUCUACAGUCAAAGUAUUGUAAUUUGUAAAUAAUAUAAGACGAAAGGUGUCACUAUUUGCACUAAA